This is a messenger RNA of Aegilops tauschii subsp. strangulata, 660 nucleotides long. NCBI's taxonomy places the organism in Eukaryota, Viridiplantae, Streptophyta, Magnoliopsida, Poales, Poaceae. The record is from RefSeq and is a predicted model, not a curated record.
AUGAGCUACUACAACCCGCAUGCCCCUGUCGGCGCCCCGCCCCCGCAAGGGUACCCGAUGGACCCGUACGCCAAGACCGGCGUCGAGGAGAGCCAGCACCAGCACCAGCCGUACCCGACGCCGCCGGGCCAGCCGUACCCGCCGUCGCCGCAGAACCAGCCGUACCCUCCGUCGCCGCCGAACCAGCCGUACCCUCCUGCGCCGAACCAGCCGUACCCGCCGUCGCCGCCGAACCAGCCGUACCCUCCUCCGCCGAACCAGCCGUACCCGCCGUCGCCGCCGCAGCAGCAGAACCGCGAGCAGUACGCGCCACUGCCGCCCGGCCAGCCGUACCCGUCGCCGGCUGGCCAACCGUACCCGCCGCCGCCGGUCCAGCCGUACCCGCCGCCGAUGGCUUACCCGGCGCACCAGUACGCGCAGCCCUACGGGUACCCGCCGCCGCAGCCGUACCCGCCGUACGCGCAGCCUCCACCGCCCCCGCCGCACCGGCACGAGGGCCCGUCCUUCGCCCAGGGAUGGAAACGGCAGAACAGAAAUGGUAAAUGGAUGGGCACGAGGUACCGGGAAAACGGGGUCACGAUGUGCUACCUUCGAGACGGGAACACGUCUGGGUCUGUCACGCAUAUGCAGACCAUACGUGUAUGCGAGAUGACCAACUAG